Messenger RNA from Schizosaccharomyces octosporus yFS286, 1852 nucleotides. RefSeq names its product FAD-dependent oxidoreductase. Gene Ontology annotation, biological process: retrograde transport, endosome to Golgi. The coding region runs from base 202 to 1350 and encodes 382 amino acids. Gene Ontology annotation, molecular function: oxidoreductase activity. The transcript is spliced from 2 exons. NCBI's taxonomy places the organism in Eukaryota, Fungi, Ascomycota, Schizosaccharomycetes, Schizosaccharomycetales, Schizosaccharomycetaceae. The record is from RefSeq and is a predicted model, not a curated record. Gene Ontology annotation, cellular component: late endosome; cytoplasm.
CAUGACUUAUGAUUCACCAAUACUAAAUCCUCAUUUGACAAUUGAGCUCUCGAGGAGUAGUAACUACCACCACUACCAAAAGCAUUAAAAAUUCAUUUUUAACGGACGCUACCCUUUUCUUUGAGUAAUUUUUGCAUCCAGGGAUUGUUUCGGUGUUCUUAUUUACUACUUCUCUAGUCAAGCAGGAAUCGUUGCUAUACAAUGGAGGAAUCUCGAAAUAUCGUCAUUGUCGGAGGUGGUGUUACAGGCACUAGUUGCUUAUAUUUUCUUGUGAAUCAUCCGAAUUUCAACAGAGAACGCGAUACCAUCACUCUGUUUGAAAGUUCUGGGAUUGCGUCGGCAGCCUCUGGCAAGGCUUCUGGUUUUCUUUCAUUAGAAUGGCAUGGUCCUUCUACUAGCUCAUUAGCUGCUCUCUCUUACAAUCUUCACAAACAGCUUGCUGAUGAGCUUGACGGCCAUAAAAAGUGGGGUUAUCGUGCUCUAGAUACUUGGUCUAUUAAGGCAGACGAGAAAUGCACUCAUCCUGACAAGUUGUCGCCUGAAAUUGAGUGGAUUGAACCUUCUAUUGUGGAAAAGGUAACUCGUCUUGGUAAUAAAAAAAAUUCAGCACAAGUACACCCAUAUAAAUUCUGUCAUUCUAUCUUUGAAGAGGCUAGCAAAGUGGCUAAUGUUAACCUCGUGAAAGGUCAUGUCAUUAGCGUCGAUGAAAACGAGGUCGAGUAUCGCUUAAUCGGUGAAGAUUAUGCGCCGGAUGAAGAAGAAGAGAUUACUUCUGUUGAAGAACUUCAUACUAUCCAUUCAAUGGAAGCAUCUCAUGUCAUCGUUGCGGCCGGUCCUUGGACUCCACAUCUGAUUCCUAACUUACGCAUUUGCGGUGCUCGCAUCCACAGUAUCACUGUCGAUCUUCCUAUGCGACUAAACGGUAACGCUGUUUUUUCUGAAAUUGUUUAUGCCGAUGGAACUGUUGGCGCCCCUGAAUUUUACGCUCGUGAAGAUGAGUUGUAUGUCUGCGGUGAGUUUGAUGACGAACCGUUGCCCGAAUUGUCUUCGGAAACAAAGGUGGAUCAGGGAAGAUGUCAGGCUAUCAAGGAAUGUGCCGACCAUUUCCAUCCUGUCAUUCGUGAUUCUAAGGUGAAAGUGCGCCAAGCUUGUUAUUUGCCUAUUUCAAAUGCAACAGGUGCUCCCGUAAUUGGAAAAAUUGGUUCAUCCAUUUACGUAGCGGCUGCUCAUGGUUGUUGGGGUAUUACCUUGGGACCUGGUACGGGAAAGGUUCUUUCGGAAAUGGUUCUGGAUGGGAAAGUAACAAGCGCAAACAUCGAUCUCUUAGAUCCUGAAGGCUCUUUUGUUUAAAAUAGCCGCUUCUUAUAUUCCCCUCUCGUGUUAUAUCUCCUGGUUUUAUGAUCAUGUUUUCCGCAUUACUUUUGGUUUUGUAAGUACAGUACCCUCGGGACACCCUUAUUUUUUCUCUCCCGUUAUAAUGAUCCCUUCUUACAACUUUCCUUUUUUCUUGAUGCAGGUUGAAUUAAUGCGCGAUUAUUGAUUUCUUUUACUUAUUUACUGCAUUAUAACGGUGAAUAUUCAGGAUAUUUACCUAAUAAUUUUGGGUGUAAGGUUAUUCUGUUUUUUGCUAUUCGGUUUUUUCCCUUAUUCACUAAGUAACGAAAACUAUUAGAUUUAAAUAACUAAUUUUUGAGUCUCCCGCUGACAAUUUAAAACGUCAAAUCGCUACUAUUUUAAGUAAAAGUCUUUCAUUAAUGCUAUCCUUAAAUAAUCUUUAUAUUAAUAAAAAGGCGUCAACAAAUAUCAACUCUAAAUUAUAUACUAAGAAGUUCAUUUCCCAUUAUUAUUUGUC